Messenger RNA from Cavia porcellus (domestic guinea pig), 6892 nucleotides. It is a transcript of the gene Traf3, whose product is annotated as TNF receptor associated factor 3. NCBI's taxonomy places the organism in Eukaryota, Metazoa, Chordata, Mammalia, Rodentia, Caviidae. The transcript is spliced from 13 exons. Gene Ontology annotation, biological process: tumor necrosis factor-mediated signaling pathway; Toll signaling pathway; protein K63-linked ubiquitination. Gene Ontology annotation, molecular function: tumor necrosis factor receptor binding; zinc ion binding. The coding region runs from base 448 to 2151 and encodes 567 amino acids. The record is from RefSeq and is a predicted model, not a curated record.
GUGAGGCGGCGCGGCCGGCGGCCGCCGCGUGCGCGAGCCGGGCGCAGCAGCAGGGACUUUCCAGCCGGCGCGGCGGCGGCCGCCGCUUCCCCGCCCCCGCCAUGGGGCCGCCCGGGGAGCGGGACGCUGCGGACGGCGGCGGAGGACGCGCCCGGCGCCCCUGAGCGGCCGCGCGGCGCGGAGCGGGAUGAGGAAACUGAGGCCCAAAGAAGUUAUCCCUUUUGGUUAAAGCCCCACAGCAGGCCAGAGCCAGAUCUGGGAUCAGGAACCUGGCUCCUGGCGUCCUGCUCUCCUGAGGAUCACUUUUCUGCAGACGAGGAAGGGCUCCAGUGUCUGCCCAAAGAAGGGAGGUGGCCGGCCACACGCCCCUCUGCUAACACCUUCCUCUCCGUCGACUUCGGUAGAUCUCCUGACAGCGUAUGACACACAGGACCCCGCUUUCCUGAGAUGGAGCCAGGGAAAAAGAUGGACUCAGCCAGUGCGCUGCAGGCCAACCCACCCCUGAAGCUGCAGUCUGACCGCGGGGCAGGCUCCGUGUUUGUCCCCGAGCAGGGCGGCUACAAGGAGAAGUUUGUGAAGGCCGUGGAGGACAAGUACAAGUGUGAGAAGUGCCGCCUGGUACUGUGCAGCCCGAAGCAGACCGAGUGUGGGCACCGCUUCUGCGAGACCUGCAUGGCCGCCCUGCUCAGCUCUCCGAGUCCCAAGUGCACAGCGUGUCAAGAAAGCAUCAUCAAAGACAAGGUGUUUAAGGAUAACUGCUGCAAGAGAGAGAUCCUGGCGCUGCAGAUCUACUGUCGCAACGAAGCCAGGGGCUGUGCAGAGCAGCUGACGCUCGGGCACCUGCUGGUGCAUCUGAAGAAUGACUGCCAGUUUGAGGAGCUUCCCUGCAUGCGUGCCGACUGCAAGGAGAGGGUGCUGCGGAGAGACCUGCGCGACCACGUGGAAAAAGCCUGCAAGUACCGCGAGGCCACGUGCUCUCACUGCAAGAGCCAAGUCCCGAUGAUCACCCUGCAGAAACACGAAGACACCGAGUGUCCCUGUGUGGUGGUGUCCUGUCCUCACAAGUGCAGCGUCCAGACUCUCCUGAGGAGCGAGUUGAGUGCCCACUUGUCAGAGUGUGUCAAUGCCCCCAGCACCUGUAGUUUUAAGCGCUAUGGCUGCGUUUUUCAGGGGACGAACCAGCAGAUCAAGGCUCACGAGGCCAGCUCGGCGGUGCAGCACGUGAACCUGCUAAAGGAGUGGAGCAACUCGCUGGAGAAGAAGGUUUCCUUGCUGCAGAAUGAAAGUGUGGAGAAAAACAAAAGCAUACAGAGCCUGCACAACCAGAUCUGCAGCUUCGAGAUCGAAAUCGAGAGGCAGAAGGAGAUGCUGCGGAACAACGAGUCCAAAAUCCUUCACUUGCAGCGAGUCAUAGACAGCCAGGCAGAGAAGCUGAAGGAGCUGGACAAGGAGAUCCGCCCCUUCCGGCAGAACUGGGAGGAGGCGGACAGCGUGAAGAGCAGCGUGGAGUCCCUGCAGAACCGCGUGACCGAGCUGGAGAGUGUGGACAAGAGUGCGGGGCAGGCGGCGCGGAACACAGGCCUGCUGGAGUCCCAGUUGAGCCGGCACGACCAGAUGCUGAGCGUCCAUGACAUCCGCCUGGCCGACAUGGACCUGCGCUUCCAGGUGCUGGAGACGGCCAGCUACAACGGCGUGCUCAUCUGGAAGAUCCGCGACUACAAGCGCCGGAAGCAGGAGGCUGUCAUGGGGAAGACCCUGUCCCUGUAUAGCCAGCCCUUCUACACAGGCUACUUCGGCUACAAGAUGUGUGCCAGGGUCUACCUGAACGGGGACGGGAUGGGGAAGGGGACGCACUUGUCGCUGUUCUUUGUCAUCAUGCGUGGUGAGUACGACGCUCUGCUGCCCUGGCCAUUCAAGCAGAAGGUGACGCUCAUGCUGAUGGAUCAGGGCUCCUCCCGGCGCCACUUGGGAGACGCCUUCAAGCCGGACCCCAACAGCAGCAGCUUCAAGAAGCCCACUGGGGAGAUGAACAUCGCCUCCGGCUGCCCGGUCUUUGUGGCUCAGACUGUGCUGGAAAACGGGACGUACAUUAAAGAUGAUACCAUUUUUAUUAAAGUCAUAGUGGAUACUUCGGAUCUGCCCGACCCCUGAGCAGCCACGGGCAGCGGCGUCAGCAGAAGGUAACUCCUCGGGGGUGGAGCCGGUCUGUCUUCACUGAGGUCCUGAGUGCGGCGGAGCAGCCACGGCCGGCCGGGCGGGGGAGCCCGGAGACACCGGCCCCUCCUCCCGUAGACUAGCCGCCUUCACGCCGAAGAAUUAUUUAUCCUUUGACAAGAUAAAUAUUGCCGUCAGAGAAGUUUUCCAUUUUCGUUUUUAAAGAUCUAGUUAAUCAAGGUGGAAAACACAUAUGCUAAGUAAAAGAACCAUGAUUUUCCUCCUUAACCUGAACACCAGACCCAGGACACACACGGGCCGGCUGGACAGAGCAGCAUGCUGAGGACAAGGGUAGCUGGGAACACUAGCGCAGUUCUGAGUUUCAUUCUGCAACUCAAGUGCAGUCUUGUCCCAAAUACAGUGUAUUGUCUAUUUUUAAGGCCCCAUCUGGUCUCCAUUUUAAUGAUUUGUUUGUCAGAAGACCCUGAAGUGUAUCUAGGUCUUUUUUUGAAAGUAUCUAAAUUCAGAAAUCAUUUUUUAAUUUAAAGUUCUACAAAUAAUUGUUACUGCAGACAUUUUACUUUCAAACAUUGACAGACUGAUACUUCUUGGAAGAAAAUGUAAACUAUCAACACUGGUUAUCACUUGUGAUAGGAAAGAGAAUUCAGCUUGAUGUUAUUUCUCGUUAGAAAUGUAAACCUUCGAUCUCUGUCGUAGUUCCUGACACUACUUCAAAUUUAUUACGAGAGGAACAUUGCUCAUGGAUGCUGUGCAUCAUUUUCAGGUUUAUAAUUGUUUUCACCCUAAAAUAGGGCAUUAGUUGAACUUUGGAGUUCUAAACAGAAUCCUGUAGGUUUUUAAAAUUCUGCCCCAUGUCCAGACAAGCUCUCCACGCUGACAGCAGCGACACCUCCCCGCCUGCCCACCCACUUGCGUCCGUCCAUCUGUCUGUCCGGCGGGGUGGAUGCCGCGCUUCGGGGGCUGGCGGAAGCGUCUCCAUCUGUCCCGCUACUGUGCACCGGUGCAGUCCCCGGAAGUGACGUCCUUGCAUAGGGAAGGUGGCAUACGGUACUCGUGCCUUAGACGUGACAUGCUGCUGCUGCUGCUUGACCCUGGAUUUGCUUGUGACGGGGUAUCCUGGGAAGUGCUAGUUGAACCAGACCUUGUUCUCUCCCCGCAGCUAGAAUUGUGUCUCCGAGGCCCUCACACAGCUCCGCCCCUGCCUGGGGAGGCCAGACUCCAUCGGCAGCUUCCGGAGCCCUCGGCUUCAUCAUGCAGAUUCCAAACUCCAGGCCCCAGAGCCACUUGGGCCCCCCACCCCCAGGGAGGCAGGUGCAGAGCGAAAGCUGCGUGACCCCACAUACCCACAUCCCCAUCUGGCCCUGGGUGCCCACAGCUCAGAGCAGAGCCCUCUGAGCAUCCCAGAGACCGCUGCCGGAAGCCCCGUCCAGCUGGUCUGAGGGCGCCCGCAACCACCAGCUGGUGGGAGCGGCGGCCAGGCCAUCUCCCCAAGCACCCGCUGCUCACCCGCCCCUUGGCACUCAGCACUGUUUACCGUCUCGAGCCCAACUGUGAUCGGAAGCCUGGAGCCCCGCCUGUGCCCCUUUUGCUAUGCACCACGCUUCUCGGUGCUCUUACACUGAUGGGUGCUACACGCGAUGGGUGCUUCUUAGGCAAAACCAGUGUGUGCGAACCACAUCCGUGCCGCCCGCCCAAAGGCGCACCCACGACCGGCCAGCUGGGCGCGGCCAGACUGCCUGCCUCUCGGCUGCCCGUGGUCGCGUGGGGUCCGCCGGGCUAUUCCCGGUGGCCCUGUCUCUGGUGCUGUCCUCUGUCCUGGGUGUGCCUUCGCCCCAGUGCCUGCUGGACGUGCCCUCCCCUGCACUCCUGGCCCCAAGCUUCCAUGCACCUCCCACCCCUCCGUGUUGCACGGCUCUGCACCCCAUCUGCUGCUCCCCUCUGCGUUCUGGGCUCCUUGGGCUUGGCCAGCAUCCUUGGUUCUGAUUCUGGAGAAGAAAGGACUUGCCUAGAAAGCUGGCCCCUUAAGUGCCCCAGCCCCCUGGCUAAACCCCCACAGUUGCCGGCGGUCUCCUCCCCUCCCGGUGCCAGUGAGACCCCACUCAGGACCAGCAGGUUUGGGGUGUGGGUUCCAGGGCUGUGCAAGAGUGCCCCUUCCUGCCGAGCCCUGGAAUCCCACUCCCUGGGGGGUACUGGACCCACCGGCCGCGCCCUGCAUCCCCGAGUAUGACUGGAGUGAUCCUACUGCCCCUGGGUGAGGCCGGCGUGGCGUGGCCGCUGCCUCAGUGAGUGGUGCUGGAGAGAGGGUUGGCGUGCUCGCAGGACCCGCAGGGACUCCAUCCCAGGUGGCGUGGCGGUGUCCUGCUCGGGUGCCCCGCACCCCCCUCGGUGCUCGUGCCCGACAGCCUCAGCUGCACAUGCCACAUGGCCAGCGCCCGGCUGCCCCAACCUCAGUUCCCAGUGUCCCAGCUCAGGAGCACGGGCGGCCCUGUGCUCCUAGUGUGUGUCCAGCGUGUGCUGCUUAGUUAACCAAAAGUGAUGACAUUCCCAGGGCACAGCCGUCCUGCCCUUCAGAGAAACCCACACUGAGUCCCUUGCGUUGCAGCUUGUGCAGGGCAGCGGCGUCCUGUGUCUGUGACACUGUCACUGUGGCCACCCCUGCUGCAGGGGUAAGGUGCUGCUAGGCCCAGCCGGGCGACACACAGGCCGGAGCCUGGGCCUCUGGUUCUGGGCUUCCAAGGGGGACGUGAGAGGCACCGUCAGAGGCCGGGUUGUGGUGAAAGGGUGGUGGUGGGGUCAGGGUUCGGGCACUGGGAGCACAGUCCACACUGAGGAGCCAGGCUGCCAUGUCCCCAGCCCCACGGGUGAUGCCCCCGAGGCCCGACAGGAGCACAUGUCACCACAAGGCCACCGCGCCACCCCCACUGUCUUGGGAGCCUGGUGGGCUAGAUUCACAGCAGUCACUUGCUGGGCCAUGGCUGGGGGCCAUCGAGAAGCCGUGUCCUGGUCCCCUCCCCCCCAAGGAGCAGAGCAGCCCCUGACCUCAUGGUGCCCUCUGUGUCCCAAGGCUCUGUGGCUCCUGGCGCCCACUUGGCUGGUUAGUGGGUGUGUUCCCACCUCCUUUCUCUCCACUCGGUCCCGUUUCCUCCUCACCCUGUGAUCCCUGGGAGCUGUGGGUUACCGUGCCGUGGCUUCCCCUGACCACACGUGGCUGGCCUUGUCUGCAGGUUCGAUCCUGUGGGGUCCAUCUGGCCCACCCUGGCGGGGACUGUGUCCUGGGGGAUGCCACCCCCUUGCUGGAGGGCUCCAGAAGUCAGCAUGGCUGCCUGGGGGCUACACAGCUGGUGGUUACUGCCCUUGGUGCCCCACAGAGCAGGGCUUCCCAAGGGGUCCCUUGUGACAGCCCUGGGAGACCAGUGGCCACCCGAUGCCCAUCCCUAUGCCAGCCCCUUGCACUUCCCUUGCCCACUGUCCACUGCCACAAACUGCGGGGUGGUCACUGCAGGCCUGGCUGAGACAUUCCAACACGUAGGGUUGUCUGGAUCACUUCGGGGUUGCUCAGAGCACAGACUCCUGGGGGACCCCUCGCUGCACCGACCCGUCUCCCUGCCUGAGGUCAUGAGCACAGCGGGAAGGGCCCAGCUGGGUCUGGGAUGCUAUUUUUUUAUGUUUGGUGCAGAUCUUUGUGGAUUAGGCUGUGGGAGAAUGGGGGCUCAAGGAGGCAGUCAUGACAAGUGAGGGUUGCCCACCGGGCCCCCUUCUCAGUCCCCCACCAUGUUCUGUCUUCUGUUUGCAAAUCUCCAUAACCGUUUACUCCAAAGUCCAGUGUGUCCUGUGGGCCUGGGUCAGGCGAGCUUGGUGCCAGCAGGUGACCUGGUCACCAUGCUGGCCUUGUCGAGGCUGGUGCUGGCUGCCAGACACCAUGGCAGCCAGGUCAAUGGGGCGCAAGGGCUUCCCGCAGGUGAGGCCAGUGCGGUACCUGGCGUCACCGGGGCAUCACCUAGGUGUGUGACGAGCUGCCCCUCCCCCGCUGCACCUGUGCCAGUGCUGCAGACCAGGGAAGGUCCAGGGCCCGGCUCUACCCCUUUAGCUAGUGCACCUGGCUCUCCAGCUCGGUCCCCUUAGACACACAGGACGACCUCCCGUCGAAACUCAGCGACUCAAUUGGAAAACACAAAAGCCGCCCUUAUUUCAGGAUUUCUCAGAUCUUGAGGAGAAACCUCCAUGACCAAGGAAGUGUCCGGUGGACGUAGGCGGCUAAGACCGGUUCUAGAUUUGCAUUCUUUCCCAGGUGGUCCGUUCGCCUCUUGUGUUCAGUUCUAUACCCAAAAACAAAGACCAAAGAAGGCCAGUCUCUCGGAACCUGACUUUCACAAAUGGCUGUGUGUGGUGCCCACACGGUGCGGCCCACCUUGACUCCAAGUGAUGGUGACCAGUAGUGGCCUCCUGUGCCCAGCUCUUCUGAGACAGCAGUGUGAGUUAUUGCCCAGCAAUAACGGCGGCGUCCUGGGGGAGGCAACGUGUCUGACUCUGAUAGCAUUAUUCCGUUUCUGUUAACUGUGCAUCGUGUGUGGUUUUAUUUGGUAUUUAUUUGUGUUUUGAGGUCUUGCGAUGGUUUUGUGUUUCUGAUGCUAAUAACUAACGUUUGUAAGAUUGUAGAAUGCGAAACUUGGAAAUGCUAAACUGUCUUAUUAGAGAAAAAUAAAUCUGAUUAAGAGUC